ACUAUCUUUACAAGUCAGAGGAAAACUGCGUUCUGAUUGGCUCAGAUUUCCUGGACAUCGGCGCUGUGAUUGGCUGCGCCUGUCUCUGCCGGACGACUCUAGUGUUGUGAGCGGCAUGGUAUCCGUCCGAUUGUCAUUAUGACACAUUUUGCAAUUCACACCAGUGAUGGGGCACAGUUUACUGAUGGUCCCCCAGACUUUGGGAAAAACUCUACAAAAUUUGAAGGUUUUCAAGGGAAGGUAAAGACAUUUGUCUUUUCUGAGGAUGGGAAGAGAUUUGCUUGGAUUGCAGAUGGCCAGGUGUUUGUGGUAGAGGCUCCAUCUUGGGAGAGAAUUGGAUCUCUAAAGCACCCGCGUGCUCAAGAGAUUUGUUUUUCUCCUCAAGGCAACUAUUUGGCAAUUUGGGAAUCCUAUGUCAAAACAACAGACCAAAGUCAGAUUCAACCAAACUUAAGUGUUUAUGAUGUGACAGGAAAGAAACCAUUGAAGUCCUUCUUCCAGCAGAGUCAAGUAAAUUGGCAGCCACAGUGGACCAAUGAUGAAACAGUAUUUGCACGCAGUGUUACCAACGAAGUACAUUUUUAUAAAGCAGAUGACCUUCAAAAUAUUGUGGAGAAGAAAAUCCUUCAAAAAGUGCGAUCGUUCAGUAUUUCACCAUCCACAGCCACCCAUUAUGUAACUUUUUUUGUACCUAGUAUUAAGGGAGCUCCGGCGUAUGUGCACCUCUAUCGCUAUCCAAAUUUCAAGGAAGCUUCUAAUGCUUUGGCCAAUAAAAGUUUCUUUAAGGUUGACACGAUAGACAGCUUUUGGAACAAGCAGUCUACGGCAUGUUUGCUUCUGACUGCUGCCGAGAUGGAUAAGUCAGGGACUUCAUACUAUGGUGAACACAUGCUUUUCUACCUCAAUACUCGAGGAGAUUCGACAAGGGUCACGUUCUCCAAACCAGGAAACAUUCACUCCGUGUCAUGGUGUCCAAAUGGUCAGGAAUUCUUCGCAGUCUAUGGUACAAUGCCGUCCAAAGCCACACUUUAUAACCACAAGUGUGAAGCCAUAGCUGAGUUUGGCUCAGGGGCUCGGAACACUGUUCUUGUCAAUCCAGUUGGUAAUAUUGCAUUAGUGGGUGGAUUUGGUAACAUUGCAGCUAGAUUUGAGACGUGGGACAUCGCAGCACGCAAGAAAAUUGGUGAAACCGAGUGCCCUGAUAGCACAUCUUUCAGUUGGUCUCCAUGUGGACAGUACAUGCUGACAGCGACCUGCUCUCCAAGACUGAGAGUUAAUAAUGGAUAUAAAAUGUGGCACUACACAGCGGUGUUGCUGCAUGAAAGCUUCGUAAAUGAGCUCUAUGCUGCCCAGUGGAUUCCUGACCCUGAGGCUGCUAAGCCCUUCACUAUUUCCACGACACCGGUCACUGGUAUAGAAUCCUCCAUUGUUGCUGCUUCAAAGCAGAAGUACAUCCUUCCAAGUCAGAGAGGAGCCAAAGGCCCUGUUGGUUUGACAAAUACUGAGAAAAAGUUCCUCAGUGAAGUAGAUGACCCAACAAAGAAUGAAGCACCUGCCCAGUUGUCAAAGUCAGCUUUGAAAAACAAGAAGAAGAGAGAAGCUGCAAAGAAAAAGCGUGAAGAAGAAGGGGAGGCUGAGAAAGGGGGAAACAACUGGAGAGAGGCGGGUCCUCCAGAGACUGCAGCUCCAGUUAAAUCCUUUGCUGCCAACAUUGAACUGACUGGCGAUCCAGAGAAAGACAAAAAAAUAAAAAAUCUCAAAAAGAAACUGGAUGCAAUUGCUAAGCUGAAAGGGGAGCAAGAGAAUGGGAAGACCUUGGAGAAAAACCAACUGGACAAAAUUGCCACAGAAGAGAAACUGAUCAAAGACUUGGAGGAACUAACACUCUGAUUUGCUUAAAUAUUAUUUUUUGCAAUUUUGUUUUAUGACAAGCUUUCAAAAGUGAAGUACAUUUAGUUUUAAUUUUGAGAGCAAAAACUUGACAGCAUCUGGCUGGUGACAUAUCCUAUUAAGGUAAGAGAUUUUUUAGCGGUAAACAGUAUUUAGAUUUGUGCUUCACUGGUAAUGUUCAGCAUAUUAGUCAAAGGAAACAAUAUAUUCACUACCUAAGUCUGUCUAGUCUCCAGUUAAAAAGAAAACAAAGAAUCCUUGAACUGUCAACAUUUGGAUUAAUCUUUAGAAAUAACUAAUUCUUCAAGUUCAUUUUAAGUUCACAUGUUCUUGCACAUACAGGAUUAUAUAAUUUAGAAUCAAUGUCGUUAUCAAAGAUAUUUUUAGAUGCUGGCCAUAAUUUCUUUAAAUUUUGUGUCUUCCAUACCCCUCUUUGAAACUUAAUGUAUUUGAGUUGAAAGGUAGCUUCAAGCUUGGAAUAUUGUUACCAGUAUGAAUAAUUACACUAUAAUGUAGAAAGAAAGCUUUCUAAAAAUUGUAUAUAUGGUGUUGUCUCUUAAGUGUUAUUGUUUUCUUAUAUUUAUAACAGCAGAGAGCUUCACUGCUUUGACAGUGUCAAUGUUUUGAACUAUCCACGUGUUAACAUUAUUUGCUUUUUAUAUAACUAUAUAAUUUGUAUAUUUACGGAUGGAUUGGUUUAUGAGGGUUAGAAGGCACUAGCCCAUUAGAUAGAAGUUUAAUGCAAAUAUUUGUAUAAUUUUGUGUUUUUUUCCAUAAUAAUUAGAAGCUAUAUUAGGCUAAAUAGUUUUGUGUGUGUACAGUAUAGCCUAACUUAUCCAAUGUAAUGGGAUAUAAUAAGCUUAGACGCCUUCAGAACCUUAAUAGUUAAUUAUUAAAUGAAGGAAUACAGUUUGAUUGAAACAAUCCAGCUAUCAACCUAUAAAUAAUUAUCUUUGUGAUGUUAUUUUGUUAAUACAAUUAAAAGCUGUUCUAGCUCAUAAACAAUGUUAUCACAGACA
Molecule: messenger RNA, 2909 nt
Organism: Procambarus clarkii (red swamp crayfish)
Lineage: Eukaryota; Metazoa; Arthropoda; Malacostraca; Decapoda; Cambaridae
Gene: eIF2A
Product: eukaryotic translation initiation factor 2A
Biological process (GO): translational initiation
Cellular component (GO): cytosolic small ribosomal subunit
Molecular function (GO): protein binding; ribosome binding; translation initiation factor activity
Source: RefSeq, a predicted model, not a curated record